UGGGUUCAACAGGUGUUCUAAGACAAGAAAAUAGGGAGAAAUCCCCAAGCUUUGCCGGAUUUCCGGCCGAAAAAUGGGUGGCGGUAGUUGGGGGGAGCUCGUCGGGUGCAGAGGGUCGGGGGAGAGGAAGAGCAGGGCACGCGGGUUUAUAGUGCCACCCUAUAUCGAGGCAUGUGUGAGUGGUCCGAACCUAGCACCAGGGCAUGCACAUGGUAACAUAGCCUCAGGCACAGUUAUGUACACAUUGCAAUGCCAACCCCAUACCAUUUCAGGGGUUAUGCUAUGCCAUGGCAUGCCACAAUUACAUGACGUGAGAUGUGACAAGUGAAGCGUGUCACAACAUGUGACAUGAUGCGUGCCAUAGCAUAAGUAUUUUCAUAAAUUUUUAUAAUCUAACUUUCAAUUGUUUCCCAUUAUUUUAUAUAGAUUCUUGAUCAUUUCCAUUUUCUUUAACUUAGUUUUUGUGUUUCUGCUAUUUGUGAUGUAAAAUAAGUAAAAUUAUAGUUUUACC
This is a messenger RNA of Rubroshorea leprosula, 511 nucleotides long. The record is from the annotation of a GenBank genome assembly. NCBI's taxonomy places the organism in Eukaryota, Viridiplantae, Streptophyta, Magnoliopsida, Malvales, Dipterocarpaceae.